CUUGUUUGUCUCUGACCUGCGUAUCUGGUGCACCUACCGUAAUUCCUGGAAGUUUACCCCCAGGGAGUCCGGAUAUACUGUGUCGCUUGUCUGCGAGCCAGGGGGAAAAGCAGCCUAAACGCCCGGGGAAGCCGGCGGUAAUCGGCGGGUUGAUUGCUGGAAACACACGGAAAAUAGUUUAUGCGUUCCGUGGUACGAUCACAGAACCACGUGUUCAAAUUCCUCUGAAACAACAACAAAAAAAAAAAAAAAACUACUUUGCUUUUCGUUUGUCCCUGGUUCCGAUACGACAGAACGCAGAACACCACUUUCUUCUCCGGGUCGCUUUCCAUCCCUUCUCCCUAGGCACCGGGCUGGCUCACUCCUUUUCCACUCGUAGACUCACACAGAUGGCUCAAGGCUCAGUGAAAGUGCCUGAUGACUCGGAUUUUUCCCGGUUCCGCGUACAGUGCGAGUCUCAGGAAGGCUGGAUCAAUAAAUACAGUAAAUCGGGCAUGGAGGUUUGGAUCGACUUGCCUCCCUCGGCAUCGGCUCAUCACGACCGGAGCCAGAACCAAGUGAAAAUUCACAAGAUCAGAUGCAGAAUGGCAAUGAAGGAUGUCUCAGCUGCGACCAUGUACGAUGUUCUUCAUGAUGAGGAGUACCGCAGGAAGUGGGACACCAACGUCAUAGAGAGCUUUGAUAUAGCACGGAUCACCGUCAACGCAGACGUGGGGUACUACUCCUGGAGGUGCCCGAAGCCACUGAAGAACAGAGAUGUGGUGACCCUGAGGUCCUGGCGAGUGAAAGAUGACGAAUACAUGAUCAUCAACUACUCUGUCAAACACCCGAAGUACCCCCCUCGGAAGGACCUGGUGCGGGCGAUCUCCAUUCUUACAGGGUUCCUGGUAAAGCCGACGGGGCCCAACAGCUGCACCUUCACCUACCUGUGCCAGGCAGACCCCAGAGGGUCGCUCCCAAAGUGGUUUGUGAACAAGGCAUCUCAGUACCUGGCCCCCCAGGUCCUGAAGAAGAUGCACAGGGCAGGCCAGUGCUACGUGGAGUGGAAACAGAGCAACUCUCCCAACAAGAAGCCAUGGCUACACCCCGAACAGAGCGCCCCCCUCCCCUUCCUUAGCCUGUCAGCGCUGGACAUCCAGCGCACAGAGUCCCUGGAGAAUGUGGACGAGAGCGGGGUGCGGGAGGAGAGAGAGAGCGACGGGGAAGAGGAAAAAAAAGAGCACAACUGAACUGAGAGAACAGGCCUGCAAGCCACAAGCUCCUACUCUGAAGGACUACAGUUGGGAUUGUGUUGUCAAGUCGUUGCUAAGGGUUACAUCACGGAAUGCAUGACACGUACAGGAAUAAUCUUCUCACUCUUCAGACUAGUCUUGGCUGCAAGAUCUCCUGGUGCGCAGUUUACUUCACUGUUAGAAAGAAUGAUGUUCAGCCAGUUCUACUGUCCCUGGCACUGUCACAAAGUGACAAGCUCUCUUACAAUGGAGGAAAAAGACUCCAAGUCUCUCUGAUUCCAUAAAUAUUAACCACGCCUUAAGUACUGUGUCGUUAUUAAAAGUGUGUGACUUCAUUUAAAAGGGCUGGGUCUGUAGAAGCUUUUAAAACUAGAAGAUUUAACAAAAUCACAUUGAAACUGUAACUACUGAGAAAACACACCCUUAUUUUAAUUUCAUAGUGAUACAAAUAAUCUGUUUUAUCAUUAAUAUUACUAAAACUGAACCCAACUUCUAAGCAAAUAUAUAGGUUGCGUAAUGUUCCACCGUAUUUAAACAACCUUGGCAUUUUUUUCUUUAAAAGUCAACCUGUAUAGAGUAAAUAAAAUACAGAAUAAAGUC
This is a messenger RNA of Polyodon spathula (Mississippi paddlefish), 1832 nucleotides long. RefSeq names its product START domain-containing protein 10-like. Bases 390 to 1229 code for a protein of 279 amino acids. Gene Ontology annotation, molecular function: lipid binding. The transcript is spliced from 6 exons. The record is from RefSeq and is a predicted model, not a curated record. Lineage: Eukaryota; Metazoa; Chordata; Actinopteri; Acipenseriformes; Polyodontidae.